UCUGGAUAGCGGCCAGCCAUUUUGAAUAUAAGUAAAGUCUUAGUCUUGUAGAAAUGCCCAGCGUGAGAUUCAAUGAUUAAGCCUUGAGUUCAUUACGUCCCCGUUCCUGAUAGCAAUCUCGACCUUCAUCGUGUUUAACCUUCCAAGUUUCCUUUCUACCAAACGUUAAGCUUCCAGUCAAACGCCAUGCAUCUAAUACUUACCGGAGCCACAGGCCUAGUAGGCUCUGGCGUCCUCGACGCAAUGAUCAAGAUGAAGGAAGUCAGCAGGAUAUCUAUCCUUAGCCGUCGGCCUGUCAAGAUGGCUGAAGAUGCCAAGGACCCUCGAAUAAAUGUAAUUCUCCAUAACGACUUCGAGAAGUACGAUUCCGAAUUACUAUCCCAACUCAAGGGAGCUUCAGGUUGUGUAUGGGCUUUGGGCAUCAGUCAAACGCAAGUUGGCGCGGAGGAAUACGUAAAGAUUACCAAGGACUAUACAUUGGCAGCAUCAAAAGCCCUCCAGACUCUGGGCUCGGAAGAGAAGCCAUUUAACUUUGUGUUCGUCUCAGGGAGGGGUGCCACACAGCAGCCCGGUCGAUUCUCCCCUAUUUUCGCCCGAGUGAAGGGCGAGACCGAGCUGGCGCUGGCUGAGAUGCGUAAAGCAAACCCUUCUUUUCAUGCUAGCUCAGUCCGCCCGGCUUUUGUCGAUUCCGCCAGUCAUGAUGCCAUUAAGCCCUACCUCCCCGCCAAAGGAGCGCUAUACAAGGCUGGGGAGGUGCUUCUGGGCCCACCGGUAAGGUUUGCUGCUAAGUCGAUUUGUAGCCCUACUCAAGAGCUGGGGCAUUUCUUGACAGAAAUGGCCAUGGGACGGUAUAAGGACCAGUUCAAGGCAAAGGAUAUACAGAUGGAGGGUGAGUUCCCCAUACUAGAGAAUUCGGCGUUCAGGCGAUUGUCAGGUCUCAGUUCUUAGUGAUGGAGUGCUGGAUAUAAUUACACUUUGGCAUGUCCUUUGACGAUAGGGAGUUUAGGUAUAUAAGAUCACGCUGUACUACUAUUAUAGAUAUUUGGGUAACCUACGGUAGAUAACCACUCUUAAAUUGCAUACUUACUAUGGGUAUAUUUGGGUAUUCUUUCCGACUUGUACCAAGGUGGCGGGCCAAACUCUCUUCUAAAAUGCCCGGUCUAGGUAGGCACAAGUAUCAGACACUUCGUGGGUGUUAAUAUUCAAAACGCCACCUCGGAUCCGAAUCUCCCUGCCAGUCAGCCACUUCCCCGACGUGCUUGAUUUCUUCCGCUAUUACUUCCCGCCUCCUAUUCUC
Molecule: messenger RNA, 1297 nt
Organism: Daldinia caldariorum
Lineage: Eukaryota; Fungi; Ascomycota; Sordariomycetes; Xylariales; Hypoxylaceae
Product: putative nucleoside-diphosphate-sugar epimerase
Exons: 2
Coding region: 187-948 (253 amino acids)
Source: RefSeq, a predicted model, not a curated record